This is a messenger RNA of Quercus robur (English oak), 1146 nucleotides long. RefSeq lists its product as uncharacterized. The transcript has 4 exons. Bases 213 to 974 code for a protein of 253 amino acids. The record is from RefSeq and is a predicted model, not a curated record. Gene Ontology annotation, molecular function: protein binding. Lineage: Eukaryota; Viridiplantae; Streptophyta; Magnoliopsida; Fagales; Fagaceae.
CAUGCGUGCAUUUGUUUUUGUCGGUGCAGACAAUCCAAAAGCCAAGCUCUCCCACGCCACGCCCAUGAAAAAUACAUUACUUCAUCUCCAACGCUUCUCUUCUUGUCCUCUUUCUCAUUCAUAGUAUUCACUCUGUCUCUUUCUCUUUACUCUCUACUACUACUGCUACUGCUACUGCUGCCUCUCUUUCUUUUACACUCUCCCUCUUCUCAAUGGCUCAACUGCAACAAUACCACACCAACUUCGACUACGACCCCGCUGGGAUGGAAUUGGAAAUGGAAAUGGAGAGGCAUAGGAAGAGAAGGAAGAAGUGGAAAGAAGAAGUUGUUGAUGUUCCUCUCAGAAGGGACCCUUUGGAGGUGUUUGGUUCGGACAUCAUGUUGAAGAUACUGAGCUACCUCGACGCACGCAGCGUGGCACUCUCUCUCCUCGUCUCACGUGCCUGGCACGCCGUCUCCUCCACCGAUCGUCUCUGGGCUUCCAAGUUGGAGGAACUGUGGCUUGGGAAAGCACACAUACCUCGCCUGUCACAAAUCCGUGGAUUAUCCAAAUUGGCCGCUUAUUCAUUAGCUGUCGUGGAUGGCAAGCGAAACCGCAUCAUGAAGGAAGAUUUGUGUGAUCAUGUCUGGGAGUUUCAUUUUAACAAGGCGGCACCAGACUAUUGGCGAAAUCUUGAUCCUUACUGGAAGGGCACUGGCAGUCCCAUGCGGCGCUACUUCCAUCCAGAUGGGAGCCAAAGUGCCGAUCCUGGUGACAAGGUAUGGGGCGGUCAUGAAUGCUGUUACUUGACUGUUACUAGUAUCGUCGGUGAAGAUAAAAUCAGGGAGCACUAUGUCAGGAUAAACCGAUGGCCACGAAUGUCUGUAUCUAGGAAGCAGGAUUGGAGCUGGGAGUUGUCGAACCACCUUUAUUCCUACUCCAGCAUCCCUGAUGCUGACAAGGAAGGUGGGACUGGGCCACUAUACGAUGUUUAAAUAUGUUUUCGUUUUGUUACACUUGUAAAAAUUAAGUUUUUGGAUUUGCUAGAUAUCUGCCAAAGAGUAUAUACAUGUCUCCAAUAAGUUGUUUGCUAGCGUUGUCUUACAUGGUCUAAGUUCAUAUGUUUUUUUGUACAGAAUGGAUAAAUUUUACCACCUCUUUUGUUGA